AUGCCGGGCCUCAUACCCUUCGCACCUACGCCUCCUCUGUCGCAGUCGACACAUACCAACGCCUCUUCCGUCCCAGCUCGACCGACCAAUACGUUCUUCGGUACAGACCGGGGUGCUGCACGAGGCAGCAGCAGUCAGGCACCCAUCGACCUCGACGACGAUUCCGAGCCCACCGCUCCACUGCCUCGCAACGCCACCUACACACACCUACAUCAGCACCACCAACACCACUUGGAAAACUUUUGGGGCGUUUUGACACCCGGCAACACGCAAAACCCACAAUCCCUCCCGUCCUUCUCGGACUUUGCCGCCAACCUGGAUUUCCAACCUUUGGGAGUGACUGCGCUAUUGCAUAACAGCGCCGCCCCGCAGACACCGGGCCACGAACCGAACAGCGACGAAUACCUCUCCGCACUCGUUGAAGGGAACUUCUCACCAUCCUCAUACCCCCGACACACGCAGGCCUCGCCGGGCACUCAACAACAACGACAACAACCACGACGACCGAGCCUGGCUCAGAGUUCUCGGAACGCACCCCAUCCCCACGCCUCUGAUACCCCGCUGCGACCGGACCGCUUGGCCAGGGACGCUAGCCAGAAUACAAACACUGUGGUAACAGCAGCACGACAUCCAACGUCCCGUCCCGCAUACCACGACAACGAGGUGGAAGAGUCGCUCUUUGUAAGCUCCGACGACGAACCUCAAGUCACGAUGCCUGUCCAGACACGCCGUAGGGCCUCCACCAUCCUCAGCUCCGAUCACGACCCCGAGUCAGACGAGAUCGCGGCCUCCGCCACGCGAAAGAGGCCCGCCCCUUCUUCUGCCCCUGCCAGAGAAACCACCGCUCCCAAACGGCGACGUACAUCACAGCCCCAAGCGACACGCACACAGACAACAACGCCCGGUGUACUGGGUCCCGACGACGACAUUUUUGGCGAAGACAAGGUUCCAUCAAACAAGGGCAAGGAAAGGGACGAAGACGUCAUUGAUCUAGCCGACGCAAACGAAGUGCCGGAGGACUUGAAGGCGCCUAAGGAGGACAAGAGAAUCAAGAUUUCGGCUUUUCAGUGUGUUAUCUGCAUGGACGAUGUCACUGCGCUGACGGUAACCCAUUGUGGCCACCUCUUCUGUUCCGAGUGCCUCCACUCGGCGCUCAAUGUUGACGCGACCAAAAACAAGUGCCCCAUUUGCAGGCAGAAGGUUGAAACCAAGGACAAGAGCGACUACACAGCCAAGACCAAGGGUUUUUGGCCCCUGGAACUCAAGUUGAUGACGGCCAGCCGCAAAGGGAAGCAGCGGGCAUGA
Molecule: messenger RNA, 1305 nt
Organism: Colletotrichum higginsianum IMI 349063
Lineage: Eukaryota; Fungi; Ascomycota; Sordariomycetes; Glomerellales; Glomerellaceae
Product: Slx8 protein
Exons: 2
Coding region: 1-1305 (434 amino acids)
Source: RefSeq, a predicted model, not a curated record